AAACGUAGAGGACCAUUCUGGUACCUUCCUGGGUGUUUUUGUAAAAUUGAGAAAAGGGAAAGAAAAUUUUCAAGGCUAUUUGAGUUCCGUCGCAGAGAAGUGAGAAAUCGGUAUGGCGCCGGAGGUGACGAACAUGCCGCCGGCCUCUUUGAAGUCAAAGAGGUUGGUGGCUAAAAGGCCAAUGCCAUUGUUGCCGGUAAUGGAAACGCCGUCGUCGGUGUCGUGGUUGUUGUCUGAGGGAGAGCAGCAAAAGCGAGACACGUCCUUGCUGCCGCAUCUGUAUUUGAAGGUAAGCGACGCCAAGGGUGCUGCUCUGUUCUACAGGACAGCCUUCGGUGUCGAACAGGUUUUCUGCAGAGGGAUUUGCCGUUACAUCAAUGGAGAUUAUUCUAGGGCAACCGAGCUCGACUUUAUUGGCUAUGUCCUUGUGAUCUAUGACUCUGAUAUUCCGGUGAAGCCUGAUGAAACAAGAGCUUACAGGGAUUUGAUAGUUGGCGACCCUGAUAGGCUUAUAGCCCAGGCUGUGAGUUUUGGAGCAAAAGCAGUGGGUGAGAUCAUUGAGACAGUCAGAGGGCGCAUGGGCAGGAUCAAGGACCCCUAUGGUGUUGUCUGGCGGAUCUCUUCAUAUAUAUGAAUUGCAAUUGCUGAUAACUCGCCUGUUCCUCGCUAACAGACAAAUGAAACACUCACUUUUUUACCAAAAGAAACAAAAAAAGCAAAUGAAUCACUCACAAAUUGGCCUAUGGGGAAGUUGUUAUAUUUUGGUUUUUAUUCAAAGAAUUAUAACCUCCUUGAUGUGGAUGAUUACUUUUGGCCGGUGCUUGUAAAUUAAUCACUUUUGGCCAUUGUAGGGAUUUCUUAUCAAGCUCGUAAAUGACUUUUCCAAACUGGUGUCUCGUCCUGGUCUUUUAGAUUUCCUUUUCAUUUUCUUGUUAUAGUGCUUUUCUACUUGAUGAUAACUAAAGAGAAUUAUAGUGACGGUCAUUGCAACUUAAUUAUCAUAUUGGUUCAUUGUUCUGACAUGGAGUAUUAAACUUACUUUGAAUAA
Molecule: messenger RNA, 1048 nt
Organism: Ziziphus jujuba (common jujube)
Lineage: Eukaryota; Viridiplantae; Streptophyta; Magnoliopsida; Rosales; Rhamnaceae
Exons: 2
Coding region: 113-634 (173 amino acids)
Source: RefSeq, a predicted model, not a curated record